Messenger RNA from Scomber japonicus (chub mackerel), 1910 nucleotides. RefSeq names its product glutaminase kidney isoform, mitochondrial-like. The coding region runs from base 24 to 1904 and encodes 626 amino acids. NCBI's taxonomy places the organism in Eukaryota, Metazoa, Chordata, Actinopteri, Scombriformes, Scombridae. The transcript is spliced from 18 exons. Gene Ontology annotation, molecular function: protein binding; glutaminase activity. Gene Ontology annotation, biological process: L-glutamine catabolic process. The record is from RefSeq and is a predicted model, not a curated record.
ACUCUCCCUUUCACAGAAUUGAAAUGUUACAAUUCCGGUCAACGGUAGCGCUCAAGGAGUUGUUUCAAACGCAGCUGAAGCGUCCGUUAACGUGUAGAGUCGGUGUUAAUAAACCGACCGCCGCCUGCAGCUCCAGCUCCUCCAGCUUCAGCACCGGCUGCUCGGAUGGCAGCUCCCCUGGAAGAGGGAGGGUGUUCACCGGGCACAACUUCACCAAAAAACACGGCGUGAGAGAGUUCUGCUCCAAAGGUGACGGACAAAAUGAAGCGUCCAAGGACUCAGCAGCGGAGAAGAGAAGGAAGGCAGGCAUCUUGCCCAGUCUGGAGGACCUGCUCUUCUACACCAUCGCCGAGGGCCAAGAAAAAAUCCCAGCGCACAAAUUCACCACAGCUCUUAAAGCUACGGGGCUUCGCACAGGAGACCCUCGGCUGAAGGAAUGUAUGGAGAUGCUGAAGGUGACGGUGAAAACUACGUCUGACGGAGCGCUGGACCGACACCUCUUUAAAAAAUGCGUUCAGAGCAACAUCGUUCUGCUGACUCAGGCCUUCAGGAAGAAGUUUGUCAUCCCAGACUUCCAGUCCUUCUGCGGACACAUGGACGACCUCUUCGAAAACGCCAAGAACCUGUCAGGAGGGCAGGUGGCGGACUACAUUCCCCAGCUGGCUCGCUUCAGCCCAGACCUGUGGGCCGUCUCCUUGUGCACCGUGGACGGACAGAGGCACACCGUUGGCGACACUAAGGUCCCUUUCUGUCUGCAGUCUUGCGUCAAGCCGCUGAAAUACGCCAUCGCUGUCCACGACCACGGCACCGAGUACGUGCACCGCUUCAUCGGCAAAGAGCCCAGCGGCCUGCGCUUCAACAAGCUCUUCCUGAAUGAGGAAGAUAAACCACACAACCCCAUGGUUAACGCUGGUGCUAUCGUCUGCACCUCCCUCAUUAAGCAAGGAGCAAGCAACGCCGAAAAGUUUGAUUAUGUCAUGAACUUCAUGAAUAAACUGGCAGGAAACGAAUACGUCGGUUUCAGUAACGCAACUUUCCAGUCGGAGCGAGAGUCUGGAGACAGGAACUUUGCCAUCGGCUACUACCUGAAGGAGAAGAAGUGUUUUCCAGAAGGGACGGACAUGACGGCCAUCUUGGAUUUCUACUUCCAGCUGUGCUCCAUCGAGGUGACCUGUGAGAGCGCCAGCGUCAUGGCGGCGACUCUGGCCAACGGCGGCUUCUGUCCAAUCACAGGCGAGCGCGUACUGGGCCCCGAGGCGGUGCGAAACACUCUGAGUCUCAUGCACUCCUGCGGCAUGUACGACUUCUCCGGACAGUUCGCUUUCCACGUCGGUCUGCCGGCGAAGUCUGGCGUCGCCGGCGGUAUCCUGCUGGUCGUUCCCAACGUGAUGGGAAUCAUGUGUUGGUCUCCUCCGCUAGAUAAGCUGGGAAACAGCGUCAGAGGAAUCCAGUUCUGCACGGACCUCGUUUCUCUCUUCAACUUCCACAACUACGAUAACCUGCGACACUUCGCCAAGAAACUGGAUCCUCGCAGGGAGGGAGGAGACCAGAGGGUGAAGUCGGUGAUCAAUCUGCUGUUUGCUGCUUAUACAGGAGACGUUUCAGCUCUGAGGAGGUUUGCGUUGUCCUCCAUGGACAUGGAGCAGAGAGACUACGACUCCAGGACGGCUCUGCAUGUGGCGGCUGCUGAAGGUCACACUGAGGUGGUUCGCUUCCUGCUGGAGGCCUGUAAAGUCAACCCGGUUCCCAAAGACAGGUGGGGAAACACACCGAUGGACGAGGCGGUCCACUUCGGCCACCACGACGUCGUGACAAUCCUCCGCGACUACCACACUCAGUACAGUCCUCAGGAGACGCCCGAAGACAAGCAGAGCGCCGAGAAGAACCUGGACGGGUUGCUCUGAGGAGGG